AUGAUCAGAAGGAUACCCGAAGAGGCCCAUGGUUUAUUCGACUAUACCUCGGGGAGAUGGAUCUACAAUGAUGCCCUGAGACACUCCGAGAGACGGCGCUGCUUCGACAUUUCGGAGCUUAAACGGCUCGCUGCUGCGUCUAUACACCAGCGAACGGAAGAUGUUGCCAAAUUCGAGAAACUUGCCGAAGGAGGCUUCAACCGAGCCUUCCUCGUAACCAUGCGCGAUGGCUUUCAGUUGGUUGCCCGCAUCCCUUAUCCAUCGACAGCACCAAAAGACCUCCUCGUUGCCAGUGAAGUAGCCACUAUGGAUUUUCUUCGCUCCCAUGGUAUACCCGUUCCAAAAGUCUAUGGUUACUCGACAGUGUCAACCAACCCGGCGGGCACGGAGUACAUCUUCAUGGAACUUAUCCGCGGUAGGAACCUAGGAGACAUCUGGUUUGACCUGUCAGAAAGACAGAGGAUCACCGUUGUUUCUAAAAUUGUGGAGCUGGAGUCCCGAAUCUUUGCUCUGCGGUUUCCAGCAAGUGGAAGUCUUUACCAUUGUGGUGAUCUUCAGGGUGAAACCGCCAGAACCGCCGUUCCCACCGCCGACCAUUUGUCCGGCGAGAACAAUUUUUGCAUCGGGCCCGAUACUACACUCGGAUUGUGGUUCGGCAAACGACUCGCAUUAUCGGCUGAGCGCGGUCCAUACAAGGAUUGUUUGGCUGCUCUGACGGCGGGCGCUAAGAAGGAGAUCUCAUAUCUGACCAAGUAUGGACGACCUAUCCUACCUUUCCAGCGUCUUCGGCGGGAGAUAUACGACUACAAACCCCGUUCGCACCUAGAUCAAUUGGUGAAUUUGAGACAGUACCUGCAAAUCGCACCUCAUCUCAUACCACACCAUGACCCGGCACUGGCCCGCCCAGUCAUGCGGCACCCAGAUCUCCAACCCAGCAACAUAUUCGUCACUGACAAACUUGAAAUUACCGGCUUGAUUGACUGGCAGCACUCCGCCAUACUUCCACUAUUCCUUCACUCCGCUAUUCCAAACAGCUUCCAGAACUAUGGCGACGAGAUAUCGGAAUCAAUGCAGCUGCCUAUCCUACCAGCCAACUUUGACGAGCUCGAUGAAAUGAAACAGUUUUCGGAAGUAGAACUCCUACGCAAGCGCCAGCUGCACUACUUCUAUCUUCGAGAAACCGCCAAAAUGAAUCCAGAACACUUCAAUGCUCUUAUGAACGGGCUGAAUACUUUAAGACGCAAGCUUUUCCAUCACGCCAGCGAACCCUGGGACGGCGAUAAUGUGACUCUGAAAGCUGAUCUGAUCUCAUUAACAGAGAAAUGGCAACAGCUUACUAGCAGCUCUGGCUCGGAAGCACCCUGUCCAAUCACCUUUUCGGAGCACGAGGCUGCUGCGUGUAUCCAGCUGGACAAAGCCCAGGUAGAAGCCGAUGAACAGUUACAGGCUUGUAGGGAAGCUAUUGGAGUAGGCACCGAAGGCUGGGUCCCCCUUGAGUUUUAUGAAGAAGUGAAACAGCGUGAGGUAAAGCUCAAGGCCGAUGCUCUGGAUGCCGCUGAAACCGAAGAGGAGAGGGCGAUGACAAGAGAGCACUGGAUAUUUGACGACUUUUGCGAAGAAGACUAUCUUUAA
Messenger RNA from Trichophyton benhamiae CBS 112371, 1632 nucleotides. RefSeq lists its product as uncharacterized. Bases 1 to 1632 code for a protein of 543 amino acids. The transcript has 3 exons. Gene Ontology annotation, cellular component: mitochondrion. NCBI's taxonomy places the organism in Eukaryota, Fungi, Ascomycota, Eurotiomycetes, Onygenales, Arthrodermataceae. The record is from RefSeq and is a predicted model, not a curated record.